GUUGUUCUGUUUUAUCCCUCAUAUUGCAUGUCCGUCGUUGUCUUUGUGUGCCUUCAAAUUCGUCAUGAAUCUAGACCAGAUAUUUGACGUGUCCAUGGUCCGGCGACGCAGGUUGCAGGACAUGGCAAAAAUAAAAGUCGAAUGUCUUGAGGACUACCUAAAGUACAUGGAUCGGAUGCCGGAAAUAAAAAUGGUCCCUGAAAAGAUUGAUUUAGAAGAGUUAACCAGAUCAUCGAACGAUUUCUCGUUCACUCCAUCGAAAAAAGAACGCUUGGAACUAGACGCUAGUCGAUUACCUCUUGUUCUCGGUAAUCCAGUUCCUGUGAGCAUGCAAGAAGUUCGGAUGGACGACCUCGCUGCUGUGGACAUUCACUGGAAAAUGCUUACAGAUCUUCGUCCCUUAAACCGCAUAGAGGAGGAUAUAUUUAACAGACUACUUGAUAUGGCCAAGUAUCGAAGGAAUACCAAAGCGUCAGAGGCCAAAGCUUUGGCACAUGUAAUCAGCCAAAUGCCAGGAUCCUCUGGUCAGGCUAAAGCAAUCGCUCUCGGUUUCAUCACCUCGAAAUCUAAACGAGGCACAAUGGAGACCAAGAUAAAAACGUGUCGUGAAUGUGGUCUUGAGUUGUGCACGGGUGCCUGGUGUCGGUUGGGUCACUACGAUUAUUACAUUCGAGAAAUUCUGGAUAAGGAUGAGCUGGAAGCGGAAGAGAAGGGAUUCAGCCUCAAAGGGGUCAUAGCUCAAGCCAACUCAAAACCAGAUGCGGCCGCUGCGGAAGAGAAAGUCAGAGCGAGAAGAAGAGCGAAAAAGGGGCCAUCACUGAAAGCAAUGAUAUCUGCUGUCAAACCAAAGAAAAAGAGGAAAAAGAAAGGAGAACAGUAG
Molecule: messenger RNA, 880 nt
Organism: Folsomia candida
Lineage: Eukaryota; Metazoa; Arthropoda; Collembola; Entomobryomorpha; Isotomidae
Exons: 4
Coding region: 65-880 (271 amino acids)
Source: RefSeq, a predicted model, not a curated record